UGAAUUUGGGUUUCUGGGUUUCCAUGGCAGCCGCUUUGAUUGGAGGAGCUGCUUUAGGGGCAGGUUUUGGAGAGCUUUUAAGAGCCGUUAUAGAGGCGAGUAAAACGGCUGCCAUGUUUCGUGAUGCCUUGGAGGAACUGCAAUCCACGCUUUCAUCUAUUGAGCCAGUAACCAGAGACAUAAAUUCAUUCAACAAAGUAUUUGAUAAGGAGCACGAAAUUAAACGGCUCAAGCAAAUCAUUGAUAAAGGACAGAAACUUGUUAGAAAGUGCUCUAAAAUCCAGAGGUGCAACUUCUUCAUGAAGACUUGUUACACAUACAAACUCCAAAGAUUGAAUAAAUCGCUUGAGAGAUUCUGUCAGAUUGAUAUGCAAACACAGCAAAUGAGAGACAUCAAAGAAAUCUUAUUUGAUGUUAGAGAGAUUGAUAAGGAAGUGAGAAGAUUCAGUUCGAAAGUGGGGUCCGGUAGCGAGAACGGGAUGUUUAGUCGGGUUGCAGUUGUGGGUUCAUUCAAAGUUCCCGAGCCUCCAGGAAAAGUUGUUGGAUUCGAUGCACCCUUGAAAGAGCUAAAGAUGAAGCUUUUUAAAGAUGGGAUUUCGGUCAUUGUUGUGUCUGCUCCGGGAGGAUCCGGGAAAACAACGUUGGUUAAAGAGCUAUGUCGUGAUGAAGAAGUCGAAGGAAAAUUUAAAGACAACAUCUUCUAUGUCACUGUUUCAGAGGCAUUCAACCCGGAGCUCAUUUUGCACAAAUUACUCCAGCUUAAGGAUCAUAGAGUGCCUGAAUUUCAAAGUGAGGAGGAUGCCCUGAACCACUUGGAACAAAACUUUAGGAAAAUGGCAAUCAAUCCCAUAUUACUGAUCCUGGACGAUGUUUGGCCUGGAUCUGAAACCCUUGUGGACAAGCUCAAGUUUACAUUGCCAGAUUACAAGAUCUUGGUAACAUCAAGAUUUGACUUGCCAAGAUUUGAUUUUACAUAUCCUUUGAAACCGUUGAAUGAUAAUGAUGCUAUGACUCUUUUUCAUUACUCUGCAUUCCGGGAAAAUGGAAAUCGUUACAUUCCAUAUGAUCUUGUGAAUAAGGUAAUGAAAAGCUGUAAGGGGCUUCCACUGGCCCUUGAAGUUGUUGGUAGAUCACUUUGCGGGCAGCCGGUGGCAAUCUGGCAAAGUCAUGCAAAACAGCGGUCUAAAGGACUAUCCAUCUUUCAUUCUAGUGGUGAACUGCUUGCUCAUCUUCAAAGCAGUUUAGAUGCCAUGGAUAAUAAGGUAGGAAUAAAGGACUGCUACCUUGACCUAUGUUCAUUUCCUGAAGAUCACAGGAUUCCUGCUGUUGCGCUCAUUGAUAUGUGGAUGGAGCAAUACAAACUUGAUGAAGAUGAUGAUGCCAUUGUCAACCUCCAUGAACUCUCUUCCAGGAAUCUGGUUAAUCUUGUAGUCAUGAGGAAAGAUGCAAGUGAAGCCGAUGGCUACUACAACAAUCACUUCAUCAUGCAGCAUGAUCUUCUAAGAGAGCUGGCUAUCUAUCAAUGCAGCUUAGACCCCAUAGAAAAAAGAAAGAGGUUGAUUCUGGAGCUAAACAAUAAUAAAUUUCCCAAUUGGUGGUUGGAAGAAAAGCAGCAACCUGUUGGUGCCCGCCUCUUGUCUAUCUUCACAGAUGAAACAUUCUCUUUCAAUUGGGGCAACAGUAUUCAAGCACCAGAAGUUGAGGUUCUAGUUCUCAAUUUUCGGACAAAGAACUAUACCUUGCCUGUCUUCAUGGAGAAAAUGGAUAAAUUGAAGGUUCUGAUAGUCAUGAAUACUGGUAUCUACCCAGCAGAAUUAAGUAACUUUCUGCUUCUGAGUUCUUUAUCCAAUCUUAAGAGAAUUAGGUUAGAGAAGGUGUCAAUUCCUUCCCUCUUUAUGAGCUCUUUACACCUAAAGAAUUUGCGAAAAAUGUCCUUGGUUAUGUGUAAUAUCGGUCAGGCGUUUAAGAAUGGUACUAACAAGAUGUCAGACAUUUUUCCAAAUCUUUUGGAAAUUGACAUAGACUAUUGUGAUGAUCUGGUGGAACUGACUGAUGGACUGUGUGAUCUUGUUCAACUGAUGGAGCUCAGCAUCACCAACUGCCACAAGCUUUGUGCACUGCCUGAAGGCAUUGGAAAUCUCUUGAACUUGAAAGUGCUGAGACUAGCAUCUUGUACUGAGCUCAUAACAUUACCUAAGACCAUUGGGAGCUUAUCCGAGCUUAAUAUUCUUGACAUUUCCGACUGUCUAAGCAUCAUCAACCUGCCGGUCGAGAUUGGUGAACUGCAGAGUCUAAGGAAGCUUUAUAUGAGAGGGUGCUCCAGUUGUAACCUACCUCCAACAAUCACAAAGCUUCAUCAUUUGAAAGAUGUCAUAUGUGAUGAGGAGACAGCGUAUCAAUGGGAUUAUUUCAAAUCUCACCUCAUUAAUCUAAGGAUAACAGUUCAUGAAGAAGAUAUCAACUUAAAUUGGCUUCAGACAUGUUUAUAAGAUUCCAUUUUGUUGGAAUAUUUUUAAAAUAAUAAAUUAUUUG
Messenger RNA from Durio zibethinus, 2532 nucleotides. Its product is annotated as putative disease resistance protein At5g66900. NCBI's taxonomy places the organism in Eukaryota, Viridiplantae, Streptophyta, Magnoliopsida, Malvales, Malvaceae. The record is from RefSeq and is a predicted model, not a curated record. Gene Ontology annotation, molecular function: ADP binding.